GUAUUUACCAAUUUUCGUGAGGUACAGUACUAUUGUUAGUUUCCCUCACGACUGUUGUAAGCUGUUUUGUUUGACUGCACCUCGCAAGUGCUGAUGUAACGUUCAUGAGGUACUGUUAUUAAAUGCCCGCAACUACUGCCUGCUACAAUUACUGCGACUCGCUGAUAUUUACUGUUAUUACCUCCGAUUGGCAUGGUUGGCGACGUACGGUGCGAAAGAAGUUCACCAUACAGUACAUAUUUUAGUUCGGUUAUUACUCCAAUAAUACAAUAUUUAUAACAAUACUAGGGUGAUUUCGCGAAAAGUUCCCGCUCUUCAAACUUGUCUCUCGGGCAUCAACACAGAACCUCAAUAGAAUGUUAAAGAUCCUUUUGGAAUCUUGGUUGGAGCCUCAGUUUAGCCUAAGGCCAGUGCACACCAAUAAACAUGGCUGAAGACUUUGACAUUGAAGCCUUGCUGGAGGCACCUUUCCAAAAGACGGAGGCCACCAAAGUGGGUGAAGCGAAUGGACACCCGCUAACUGACACAAAGAAAAAGAAGAGCAGGAGUCGCAGCAGAAGCAGAGACAAGAAGAGGAGCCGCAGCCGAGAUCGGCGGCGCAGGAAAAGCCGCGAGCGCCGCCGCCGCAGCCGUAGUCGCAGCCGGGACCGAACCCGGCACCGCGAGGAGCGUGGACGCUUCCGCAGCCCAAUCCACAAACGCUCCCGUAGCAAGAGCAGAAGCCCGAGAGGAAAAUUUGGAAAUGCUCCAAGGCCAUCCACCAGCACGCUCACCCCGGAGGAGAGAGACAGUCGUACCGUGUUCUGCAUGCAGCUUGCAGCGCGCAUCCGUGCCAAGGACCUCGAGGAGUUCUUCUCCGCUGUGGGCAAGGUGCGCGACGUGCGCCUCAUCUCGGACCGCAACUCGCGCCGCUCCAAGGGCAUCGCGUACAUCGAAUUUGUGGAUCUUGACUCGGUGCCACUGGCAAUCGGGCUCACGGGACAGAGGCUGCUGGGCGUGCCCAUCAUCGUGCAGGCAUCGCAGGCUGAAAAGAAUCGUGCCGCAGCUGCUGCUGCUGCCAACCUUCAGAAACUGGCAUCGGGGCCCAUGCGCCUGUACGUGGGCUCCCUUCACUUCAAUAUCACCGAGGCCAUGCUCAUGGGCAUCUUCGAGCCAUUCGGGAAGAUUGAUAACAUCCAACUGAUGAUGGACCCCGAGACUGGCAGGUCCAAGGGCUUUGGAUUCAUAACGUUUUCGAGCGCCGACUGCGCCAAGAAGGCGCUUGAGCAGCUGAACGGCUUUGAGCUAGCCGGGCGACCCAUGAAGGUGAACUACGUGUCGGACCACUCGGAUGUCAUCAUCAGCGUUGGCAGCGGCGGAGGUGGUUCAUCCUUCCUGGACAACGACGAGCUCGAGAGGACGGGCAUCGAUCUCACCAACACGGGCCGCCUGCAGCUCAUGGCCAAGCUGGCUGAGGGUUCUGGGCUCACUAUACCACCUGUAGCGCAGCAGGCUCUGCAGAUGAAUGGAGCCAUUCCCCUGGAAGCAUUAAUGCCCUCCCUAGCUGCAUCCAUGAACCCAACCUUCACCAUGUCUCCAACCAUCGCCACUCAGUGCUUCCAACUCUCCAACAUGUUCAAUCCACAGUCGGAGGUGAAUUCCAGCUGGGUGCAAGAGAUCCGGGAUGACGUUGUGGAGGAGUGCAACAAGCACGGGGGCGUGGUGCACAUCUACGUCGACCAGAAUUCAGCCGAGGGCCAUGUGUAUGUGAAAUGUCCCAACAUACCCGUCGCACUUGCUGCUGUCAACUCUCUUCACGGUCGCUGGUUUGCAGGUAAGAUGAUCACGGCAGCAUACGUCCCUGUGCCCACCUAUCACAACCUCUUCCCGGACUCCAUGAACGCAUUGCAGCUACUCACGCCCAUGAGGAGAUGAGGGCCCCCACCCCAGCAGCGUGUGGCCGUUGUGCCAUCGCUCCGGCUUGAUCCUUGUUGAGCGUCGGUCCAGCACACAUGCCCUGUGCUGAUUGCAAACACGAUGAUAGUUUUUUUGCAUCUCUUACAGCAGACCAGAAGGGGCCUGCUUGACCCUUCUGCGAUUGCACCCGAAUCAUUUUUUGAAUGCCUCCUGAGGUCUGACAUUUAGAAUUCUUAAAUAUCGCCUUUUUUGUUAAUUUUCAAACCAGUUUUAAAAUCGAUUGAUUUACAAUGCUAGGAUAAAUGUUAAUUUUUUUUUUUAUAAAAAAAAACACUUGUUUCCUUUUAUAUCUGCAUAUGUUUGUACGAUGUUUGAGUUUUGCUCUUGGUUCAGCUUGGCUUUAUCUGUUAUGGGAAGUUAAAAAAAGCGUAAAUGUUAGGGCACAAGAAAAUUACUGUAAGUCAAUCAGGGACUAAAAAUAGACAAAACAUUUUGUGUCGGUGUCAUCUAUACUUACAUACCCCUGUUUUAUACUCCGGCAACAGUGUCAUUUUGGUCAAAUGUUUUGAAAGAGCUAAGUGAACUGUGUGAAUAUCCCCAAGGAAAUAUAUAUUUAACUCAGAGCCUCCAUCACUGGAUGACCGUCGGCUCCCUCAGCAGAAGUGGUCAUGCAUUGCAAGCUAGCAAGUUUUUUUUGCGACUUAGGCAAAUUAGCAAGUUCAUGUUACGCAGUCUCAAAGCACGAUCGAUAUUCAAAUUGGCCAACCAUAUUUUUUAAUUCAUAAAUCUGAGCAUGACUUUAUAUGCAUAUGAACCCUAAGCUCAAACGAUUUACCUAUAAGUUGAGCCAAAGAAGUAAACUUAAAUUGAAAAUAGUUUAAAUUUUGAUUUAAAGCUUUCGUGACUGCAGUAAUUCAUAUUCUUAGUUCUUUUAUUAUUUUGUUGUUUCCCUUCAACGUGACUUUACCGAAAGAACUAAGAAUAUGAAAAUAGUUUGUUCAUUUGCUGCCUUCACCCAAUUGUGAGCGACUGACAUUUAAACAUUUUGUGGUGAGGUCCAAAUGGAUUGGCAUAUAUAAAAUAACUAAAAUAUUUUAACUUGCACAAAAUGACAGGAAAUUCAGAGUGUAAAGUUUCAGAUGAGAAGGGGAGUAUCUUUAUUAAAACAAUGGUGUGGUCACCGCACGUAGGAGGGCACAGCUCCCAUAAUGCCUUGCAUGCAUGCUUUUCAUGUGACCACCACAUUGCGUGUACAAAGCUCAACCUUAUCCAGACCACCAGCUCACGAGCUGAUUGUGUGGCUGUAUUGUUGCAAUGUGGUGGUCACAUGACAUGCAUUCAAGCCAAUUAGUUCUGAGCCUUUAUGCUAUUUAAGCAUACUUUUGCAUGUUCAAUUAUUUCCAGCAUGCAUGCUUAUUCAUGUUAUGGGUUUUUUCACGUACAGAACUUGUUGGAUUUUAAUAAGAAGGGCGUCAUGUUGUGCAUAAUUUAAUGGUCAUUUUAUUUGCUUUACAUUUAAAUGUUUGAUGGCUUCAUGCCUCUUUUCCAAAAUCUCCAAAGAAAUACUAAUUUUGUUGGCAACGGCUAGGGGUCUUUGUGUUCAAUUUAGUUUGUCCAUGGUUAAAGUGGGAUGCUAUAUCACAUUUGUAGUUGAGGUCUGAAGUUAAAUUUCUGAUAGCGUAAAUGGUUUCACUGCAGCAAGUCCCAUUGUGCAUCAAAUGCUGCCGGUGGGUAGAUUGUGGGUGUUCUUUGCAUUUACUCUUUGAAAGGAGGCCCAUGGGUACCUUGUACAAGAAAUGUACAUUUUAUUAUGGUAUUAUUAGACUUAACCCGGGCUGUUGGGUAUUUUGUCAUAUAAUUUUGUAGAUAUUUAGAAGGUAAACUUCGACCUUACAAUUUACUAGCAGUGUGACACCUUUCAAACCAGGAAUAAAUGGAGCAAAGAAACCUGCAACAUUUCAGCAUUGUCCAAAAUCUGGAAGGAUUAAGAAAAGCAAUCCUUUCACUCUCCACUUGAAAUUUUGUUAAGCAGAUAUCGACUUUGCAAUACCACUUACUGUUUAACAGCUCUUUAUGCGCCUUGGAUUUGUACAAUAUGUAAAUAAACGUUAGUUAUGCCACGUAGUCUCUGAUCGCUUCUCAAGCCUGGCAGAUUGUUUUGAUAAAUUCCUUGAACCGUGUGCUUGGCUACUUUAUCCUGGUGGGUCAGUUGAGAUUACUUUUUUAUAGUCUAACUUAUGUCUGUUGUUAUUAAGGUGUUAAUUCAGGAGCCAAGUCGGGACAAUACAACAUGUUUAAAUAAUUAAAUGUCGACAGAUCGAGAAUUUUAAUACAGUAAACACUUCAAAGCUGGACAAGUGAGGAGCCAUUCCAGUUAUACAUGUUGUUUGGUAUACUGCAAAUUAAACCAUUUAAAAGCUACAUUUCAUUGCUUGCAAUUAACAUGUUAGACAUUUUAUUGACACUUAAUAUCCACAAAAUAUUUUUCAAUUUCAUAAAAUGUUGAAACGGCUUAAUCCAAGUAAAUAUCCCAAUGAAGCAGAGGAAGGUGGCCGAGGUUCACUGGAUGUGAAAAUCCACGUAGAAUUAUUUUUCAUGGGCUCGAAGCAUUUAUUUCGUUUGCAACAUCAACUUCAAUUUGAAAACUAAGAGCACGGUGUCCAAGGGCAAAUCCAUGAAAUCUGUCCAAGUGGUAUGUUAUUUGGGAACUGCUUGUGUGCAUGCUCACAAUCGCCUAAUGUUUAUUUAUUUUGGGUAACUUUCUAGCCUACCCUCAAUCUGGCUUACUCAUCUGGUGUUAAAAGGUUUCGCUUAACACUCAGUUGUUAGGUACCCCACCGAGAUUCAAAUACCAAAUUUCAUUUUCAUAUUUAAGGAAUUAUGGCACACCAUCACAUCACAAUUCUAAUUUGGGGGGGGGGGUUGAUUCAGCCUUUCAACCCCUCUGGGGACCACUUGGUGAGAAGUCAACAGUCUACCAGCAGGCUAGGCCUUGCGAUAGAAGUGUGGAAUAUCCACCACUGGCUCGGCUAAAAGGGAGGCGAGUGCCACCCUCUGCCCAUUUGAAGAGGGAGACACUGGUGUUUAGUACACAGUGUGGAAACCCUUUCAAAUAUACAUGGGUGAAAUAAAAAGACAAUACUUUUUUUUAAAUAUUAAACCUAUGUUACAUUGUAUGCAUUGUUUUUGAAAUAAAUGUUUGAGAAAUUGCUUAUUCUGGGUAAAGUGACAAAUAAUGCACGUUUGGAUCCAAUGUAUUUUCUGAAUUCCAACUGGUUGUAGGUGUUAGGUAAACGUGUAUUAAAGCGGCCCAUGCUA
Molecule: messenger RNA, 5214 nt
Organism: Petromyzon marinus (sea lamprey)
Lineage: Eukaryota; Metazoa; Chordata; Hyperoartia; Petromyzontiformes; Petromyzontidae
Source: RefSeq, a predicted model, not a curated record